Dermacentor albipictus is the source of this 3839-nucleotide messenger RNA. RefSeq names its product triple QxxK/R motif-containing protein-like. NCBI's taxonomy places the organism in Eukaryota, Metazoa, Arthropoda, Arachnida, Ixodida, Ixodidae. The record is from RefSeq and is a predicted model, not a curated record. Gene Ontology annotation, cellular component: endoplasmic reticulum membrane.
GCACUGUGCGACCUUCAUCUGUCUAGCGCGUGUUAAAAGUUGUAUUGUUUCCAAACAGGUGCGCGGGAUUUUGCUGAUUUUAUUUAUGUCAUCGCUCAAUUUUAAAAUGCCUUGUUAGGUUUGUUGCGAGUUGCUGGGCGUUUAGACAUCCUCGCGGAACCCCGCAGCCGUCUCUUCUGAUUACGUGUCCGGCGGUUGGGCAGGUCCUACGUGGAAUAACUGGACGCGGCAACGACCAGCAGAAGAUAACGACGAGUCCUCAAUCUUUGUUACUGCUUUGAGAGACUCGACCUGCAGGUAUGGGAAGAGCUAGGAAGGACUCCUUCAAUCAGCCACCGGUUGAGACGUACCGGAAAUUUAUAGGGAAACACGAGAACAAGAAGUCAAAGUCUGACAUCAAGGAGUCAAAGAAGCGCGUGCAAAGCAAGAAGACGAAGUCCAAGACGUACAAGGAAAUUGCCAUCAUGCUGUGCUUCCUGACUGCUGGGCUUUUUGGAGGAUAUGCACUGUCCUACGUGUUGCUCAGUGGCAGCAUUCCGUCACUGUGGGCCUCGCUGACGAAAAACUGAUGAGGAUCUGAGACUCUCUUCGGCCAUCUCGUCUCGUGUGCGCCAGAGUACGAUGCCAAAAAAGUGUCAUUUGUUUUUCUUUUGUUUGCUUGCUUCUGAGCAUUGCAAAACUGUCGUGCAAUAUCUGCCUUCCUCUCCUGUAGAGUUGUGCAUGUUGUUUCAAUUUUUAAUGUGAUGUACCUGACUUUGUGCAUAUGUCUUCUAAACUGUUACGGUGUACUACCUAAGCAGUGUAAAGUCCUCGACGCCUAUGUGUGUUAUUGACAAGCUUCUAAUAUUGUUUGAGCGCACCUGCUAUCUUUAACGUCUCAGUCAAGCAAUAGACAUUUUUUUAUUAUUGCUUUUAGAUGAUUAGCGCUGUGUAAUUGUUUUUUACAAAUAAUUUCGGGUGUUGCUCACGUGGAAGAAACUUGACGUGCUAGCACCCAUUUUGGUUUAGUGUGGAAAGUUGGCUCCUGUUAACGCACUUGCUUUAAUGUUUAUUUGUGUUUUUUGAUCAGCACUGUACAUGACACAAAAUGGAAGGAAAAGAAGAAAGCCUUCCUUUCUUCAUCUACCGGAGUUGAAUGAAAGAACAUACAGCAGCUUUAUAGUUUUCUUCAAUAUACUGGCAACAAGUGCGAGAUUCCUAAGAAGCUCACAUCAGACCUAUGUUUGGAGCACAUUGAGUUGUCAGAAUUCUUCUUCUGAGAAGUCUAGUGAGCCUGUCUGCACUGUUAGUUGAUGCUUUGGUGUCACAGUUACAUUCUAUGACAAGCAAGUCCCCUGCUCAAGUCAUUUGCUUUUAUAUAUGCCAGUUACUGUGUUUCUUUUUCUUUAGAUUGCUCUUGUUCUUCUUUCUGAAUGAAGCUACUGUUUCAAGAAGUUGAGCAUCUUAUUGUGCAGAUAACCGAGUACUCGCAUGAAAGCCUCCUUGUGUUGUUUAACCGAGUGCUGGCAUUUAUCUUCUUUAAAAGGAAUAGUCGCAACUUCCCAGCAACCUUCUAGCAAUGUGCUGGUGUUUGUCCUCUCUAAAAGCAAUAUAUGCAGCCUUUGGGAUGCUUAACAUGAAUGCAUUCUAGGCUUCUUUUUUAUGUUUUUCCUCUCAUACUGCAAAGAGAGCUGGGGCUUUUCCGUUACAAUGUCUGGCUUGUGCAAGUUCGAAUUGUGUUUGUUCCAAAUUCUUCAGCGUGUCAUUUUCAUCACAUCCCUCUCUUCGACAAGGCCACCGGAAGUGUGAUUCAUCUGUUUGGCAUAAGUGUGUCACAACUGGUACACUGUCAUCUCUGCCACGGUUACUCAGUAGAAAUGCCUAUCAUUGCUGAAAUGUGAAGACAUCUGAUGCUUCACUUUGUUGGCAGGGCACUUUUAGCCAGGACAAGAUAUGACAUGGAGGCACUAGGAUUUUAUAUGCACUAAUGACUAAUACUAUAAUGGACCUUCCUGAAAGCAGCAUCCAUGUGGAAAGCCUCUCUGACAUACUGUCGGUAGUAGCAUAUUGUUGCCUUGCGUUAGCGCACCGAUGGCCAUAGUUUUAUUGUACCUUGGUAGCCACGCAAAAUGUGUUUUAUCAGGAAGGGCGCCAUGUUUGUCACACAGCGUAAAGCAGAAAUACAAAUGCCGGGUGACGCCAUACGAAAGAGGUGUUUCAUGCAGCCUCUGCUGUAGAAAUUGCCAAAAUUCGCCCUUUGCCAUCAAAACGUGCCAGCGCAUUGCUCUUUGUGACUUUUUGUCAUGUUCAUUGUCAGUUCCUUGGGAAUAAUGAGGAUAGUACCCAAUAUUGGUCAUGUUCCUAUUCUUUAGAUGGAAGCUACUGGAACUGAUUGUUACGCAUGGGAGUUGCUUCAUGCAUGCUUGCAUCACCAACAGCAGUACAAUUCAUACCCUGCUUUAAACUGAUUAAGUUACCCAUCACAAGCAGUUUCGGCAGAGCAGGGGAAAGCCUAAUAACCUAUGCAAUCAAAUGCACCAGCUAGAUCUUGAAAUAAGAAUUCAAGUGCCAACAAUAUCCCAAUAUUCCCUAGAAACCUUCCCCACCAGUAGUUUUUUCGUCAGUCUUAAAUGCCUCCAUUCUACCGCCGCACAUACCGUAUGUAUUUCUGCCACAAUUGCCAAUAAAGUAGUUGUGGCAAGCUACUUCUUCAGAAGCAGUUGGCGGUGGCUAAUUGGUUUACAAUGCGCAGAGUCGUCCCCUUCGUUAGACUUAGGUCGACUUCACCACAUCAUUGCUGCGCAGCGCACAGUGGCAUCGAAGGACUUGUCUGGUAAAGCAGUACAAGAAUUUGCAGCUAUAUCUGGGUUACGGUGAGGCAAGAAUGCCUGCAUGAACUGCUGCUGGCACUCCGUACAAUAUGGUGGCUUCUUUUAAGUAGCCAUGGUAUUUCACAUGCCAUGAAGUAAAAACUGCACCGUAAUUAUCCAAAACCAUUCGCAAUGCUAUAGCAUGUGCCACAUACGUGUCCAUCUAAAGCAGGUGCCGUCUGGACAUAGUUGUGAAAUGGGCACUGCUGAAGGCGGGAUUCGGCUUUCCCCACCGUAGCUGGUUGUACUGUCAGAGGCAACAACGACAACAAACGCAGUUAGAGCCUGAUCCAAUAGGACUGGCUGGAACCCACUUCAUUUUGAUUGAGCAGCUGAGGCCCUGCUAAAGUAGACCUGUGUCGCACAGAUACUUUCAAUCAUGCUCGAGUCACUGCACAUAUGGUGUUGUUGCACAGUCAUGUUCAAGCUUGCUUGGCUUCUUCCCUCCUAUACUCAGCCACGUUUCAUGUUUCAAUCAUAAUUGAAAGGUUUAGUGCAAGUAAACUCCUAUGGAAAUUGAAACUGCCUAUGUGACAAGAGUGUAAAACGAAUGUUUAGUUUUACUUGUCAACGUGUAUUGUACCUGGCUGCUUGGUUGCUUAAAGCACUUGUGCAUGCUGCAACAGACUACUGAGAGUUAAUAUUAAUAUAUUGACCUGUCACUAAGCAAAGACCAUUUGACAAGCUAAACACAUUCCCAUGUGCCACUGUAAUGAUGCACCUUGCAUCGUUCAUGCAUAUUUUAUGGGACCCUAUGCAUUUCACACCAAAGCAGUUGUGGUGGUAUUUUUGCACUACUGUGUUACAAUACUCUCUUUUUUUAUGUCCAGCCCUUUGUUCUUGAUUUAUUUACCAGUAUGUUCAAAGGAGCCUGUACAAUAUGUUUUAGGCAAGUGCUAGCAAGUUAAGAACGGUUUAUACAGUUGCCACCAGUCGGCCUGCCAUACACGACAUGUACCUUUGUAUGAAUAAAGCUUUUUUUAAAAUCUG